AUGGGCCGUCACACCAAGCGCCCAUCCACCACUGGCACCUCACCACCCGAACCACCACCGCAAUAUUCACUCUCAACCCUCAACCAACACCCACCCCCCGCCUCCCCACCACCCCCAAGCUACCACAGCGAACCCGCCACCUCCUCCACCACCGCCACCGCCCCCCUCUUACCAACCAACACCAACACCGUCACCAACGAGAGACAACGCAUCGACGCCAUCGUGUCCCACGCCGCUAGCCUUGCCGCAAAGCGCGUCGCCCGCCAGCUGCUGGUGUGCGCCCUGCUCCUCAUCCCCGAGGUCGCUGCCAUCGCGCUGGUGGCGUCGGCGCUCAAGGACUGGAAGCGGGUCGAGGCGCUGCCGGGGGAGGCGCGGACGCCUGUCGCCGUGGUGAUGGUUUCGAUCAUUGUUGAGGUCAUGUGGAUCGGCCUGUGGCUUCCGCUCCUCCUCCGCUGCUUAGUCCCCUGGCGUCACCGUAUUCUUGCCGUCACCGCCGGGGUUUUGGGGUUUCUGGCGGCCGGGGCUUCGGUAUAUAUGCUGGCCGUCCUCGAGCACCAUAUAAACAACGGGGCGUGCGAUGCGGACGAGUACCGGGAUGCUUGUGUUAGAGGGUUGAGAAAGGGGGGUCGCUGCGGGAUGUGUUAG
Messenger RNA from Chaetomium fimeti, 645 nucleotides. RefSeq lists its product as uncharacterized. The record is from RefSeq and is a predicted model, not a curated record. The coding region runs from base 1 to 645 and encodes 214 amino acids. Lineage: Eukaryota; Fungi; Ascomycota; Sordariomycetes; Sordariales; Chaetomiaceae. The transcript is spliced from 2 exons.